AUGACAAGAAGAAAUGAUCGCUCUACUAGCUUCCAUGGUAGGGCUGAUGGCCCAGGAUGUACGCGAGCUCCGACGACUCAACAAGCAAGAGAAGGCCCGCAAGAAGGAGGCCAAGGCCAGACGUCCAGCUCGCAAGAACCGCCACAGUCUGUCCGACAGCGUGACUCUGGUGGACAGCAACCAGUCGAGAUCUUAAGCCACAAUGACAGCGACGGCAACAAUGAUAGCGACACAGCCCGCACAACCAACGAGACAGACGGAUGUCUUCCUGGACUUUCGUUGGGGAUGAUGGAGAGGUUGGCUGUUGAGGGGCGUAGACAGGCCAAACUUUUGGAACGGAAACAGCAACUGGAGGCCUCCAAGAAAAAGUUUGAGGCAAAAGUCGAAGCCGACAAGCGGAGGAAGGCUGAGCACGGCAGGUUGGCGAGAAUCCGUGAGGAAGAAAAGCUCCAGAAGCGUGUGGACGUGAGCAGGACCAGGGCGGAAGCCAGAAAGAAGAAACAGCAGCAACAGCUUCUCCGGCUUCAGAAGCGCAUGCAAGAAAAGUUGUACAAGGAGGAACAGGCGGAGGAAAUCAAAUUCAAGAAGCUUGAGGAUAUGCGGGUGAAACAGGAGAAGGCCAAAAUUGCCAAGAGAGAAGCCUGGGCAAGGAAACGGCUAGCUCAAAACAUUGUGCAAACAUAUGAAAAGCCGUUGUUCAGAGGUCGACCUGGUACGCUUAACCACGAAAAGCUGCAUAAUCUGGAGCAGCACAGGAACCGGGCCAGAAGACCACCACCUUUUGACCCCGAUGAAGAGGCAGAGAUCUAUAAAUCUGUGCGCAGGUACAUUACUCCAAACAUUAAGCAACCAGGAGGGUAUGUCACUCUCACUCCUACUGUCUUGGAGAGGGCUACACAGCUAUUAACCAAUCAGAACCUCAGGCAGGUGGUUGCGUCUCCUCGACGGGUUAUCGACAAGGCAGGUGAAAUUGUUAGUCGGUCUUACAACAACACCAACUUCUUCAUCAACCGUUUGCACGAAAAGCGAAUGGACGAGGAUAUGGCCGAUUGGCUUACUCUGAAACGCCAGGCCGAGAAACCGGGUCCUUUCACACCAAACGUAUACUCGUGUGUCAACGGCCAGUAUUCCUACGACGAUCCCCCAAGCAAGUGGGUCCCUUACGCUGCUGAUGACUUCUUUGCCGAUCUUCAGGAAAAGUCACCUCGGUACUUUGAGGAAGACGGAUCUAUGGCGCGUGUUUAUGAGACUCCUCCUUUUCCCGAGCCUGGACCUGCCGACGCACUCCCUCAAAACCAACUUUUGGAGCAGCUGCAUAGAUACGUUUCCGGAUACGCUCACAGAAACUACCCGCUGCUCAUGGGUCGCAUGGACGAGUCUGCUCUGCUGGGUAUGGGUGUUGUUGUUGAGGAAAAGAUCAAGUCGAUGCUGGGCAAGAAUGGAGACCUGUUCUAUGCUGUCAAGGAGGGAACUGACAAAGUAUGA
Molecule: messenger RNA, 1485 nt
Organism: Yarrowia lipolytica CLIB122
Lineage: Eukaryota; Fungi; Ascomycota; Dipodascomycetes; Dipodascales
Source: RefSeq, a predicted model, not a curated record